AUGAUGGCUAGUAAGCAUCCGGCCGGCUACUGGUCGGAUGCAAGGACACUCUUCCACUGUCUGUUGCUCGUCCAAGCCAUAUUUCUCACCCGAGCGCAACAACCACAGCCACAAUCGAACGAUGUCAAUCGCUACAGUCCAUCGGAUCCGUUCGGCCGACAGCAGUACAAUCCACAGUAUCCAAACUCCCAGUACGAUCCGAAUUCGCGCACCAACCAGGGCCUACCAGCGCCCACGUCCGGUACGAAUUAUCAGCGAGACUACUACGGCAACAGCAACAACAACGCGAACAAUCAAGACUCGAACAGUAUCGACAACAAUCGGUUCGGUCAGGACAAUCGGAACGUGAUCUUCCAGUCCACGACGCCGCGCGAUUACUUUAAUCGUCAAACGACUCCUCCGUCGUCCCGUUCCAGCUUCAAUCGGAACCCGUUCGCAAACGAUUAUGCGGCGGGUAAUUCCUUCUCGCAAGGUAUUACCUAUUUCAUCGUUGCGUCCAAAAUGGUACGACCCGGACAGGUGUACAAGGUGGCGGUAUCGGUGUUGGAAUCCCGCCUGCCGCUCAAUGUCCGGUGCAGUAUUUCGCGCGAUGGUGUGGAGAUGAGCAGCGAGACCAAACCGAUUACGGUGGGCGUACCGGAGUCGAUGCUGAUGCGGGUCCCACCGACGAGCGUGAUGGGCGAAUACAAGCUGCGUGUGGAGGGUUCGUACGACAGGAACUUUGGCGGGUACGUGUUCGCGAACGAGACGAAGCUGAUCUUCUCCCAGCGUUCGAUGACGAUUUUCGUGCAGACGGACAAACCGGUGUACAUGCAGGGUGAAACGGUACGCUUCCGGGCGAUCCCGAUUACGACCGAGCUGAAAGGGUUCGAUCAGGAGAUGAACGUGUACAUGCUGGAUCCGGCGGGACAUAUUAUGCGCCGUUGGUUGUCGCGACAGUCGAACCUGGGUUCGGUAAGCUUGCAGUACCAGCUGUCCGACCAACCGGUGUUUGGCGAGUGGAAAAUCCGCAUCGAAGCACAGGGCCAGAUUGAGGAGGCACGGUUCAACGUGGAGGAGUACUAUCAAACCCGGUUCGAGGUGAACGUGACGAUGCCGGCGUUUUUCUUCAACACGGAUCGCUACGUCUAUGGGCGCAUCAUGGCCAACUUCACGAACGGUACACCGGUGAAGGGUAAUCUAACGCUAAAGGCAACGAUCCGACCGAUCGGUUUCUUCAACCCGGAAGCGAUCAAUCAGAUGAAUCGUGUUGGUAACUUGGGACGAUUGACCAACACGAACCAGAACGUACCGUACUAUUUGCAAAAAUCGAACCCAGAGUUGCUGUACAACAAUCCACAAAACAGCUUUACCAGUCAGAUCGGUCGCGAUCAGAGCGGUUACGACGGUGCGGGACAGACCUACGAUGGGCGUUACUCGUCCUCGUCCAAUAACUUCCAGGAUUCGUACGUGAUCGAGCGGCACCUCAACUUCGACGAGGAGUGGCCAUUCUGGAUCAAGAAACCGGUAGAGACCGACGCACAGUGGGACUCGUGGUCAAACACGUACCGGGAAAGCUUACCCUUUUUACGGUUCUUCAAUGGCACGUAUGAUUUCCGGUUCCCGAUGAGCGAACUGGCACAGCUGAUACCGAAUCUGUCCGGUAUGGAGAUCCUGUUUACGGCACGCGUUGGCGAACGGUUCUACAAUGAGAUCGUGGAGGGUUACUCCUUGACACGCGUUUACAACUCGUCUAUUCGCAUCGCUUUCCUGGGAGAUUCACCUCAGGUAUUUAAACCAUCGAUGCCGUUUACCGUGUACUUGAUCGCGGAGUACCAUGAUGGAUCGCCAUUGCCACUGGAUGAAUUUAACGCCGGUCGCAUGGAGGUGUCCGGUACGAUCGAUAGCCGCGCCUCAGGUGGUCGUAACACCUUCGAUACCCGUGUGCUUCACAUGUCGCAGAAGGCAGGCGUGUGGGAGCUAAAGCUGGACAUCCGUCACGAUCUGAAUCUGGAAAACACGAAGCAAACGACCGAAUUCCUCAACGAAAUUCAAUCGAUGCGACUGACGGCCAAUUACAUCGAUCCGUUUGGUGAGCGGGCGUCAACGGAGCUGCUACUGUUAGCACACUUCUCGCCGAACAACCACAACAUUAAGGUGUACACUAGCACAGCCGAUGCGAAGGUGGGCGAAUACAUCACGCUGCACGUGCAGAGCAACUUCUACAUCAAGGACUUUGACUACCUGGUCAUGUCGAAGGGCAUCAUUCUGGUUACCGGGCACGAGAACAUGAAGGGCGGCGUUAAGACGAUGGCGAUUACGCUCAGCGCGGAGAUGGCACCGGCGGCUACGAUCGUCGUGUGGCACAUCGGACGGUACGGAAAGCUGCUGGCGGACAGUCUUACCUUCCCGGUGAAUGGAAUCUCGCGCAACAACUUCACCGUAUUCAUUAACAACCGUAAGGCACGUACCGGGGAGAAGGUGGAGGUGGCCAUUUACGGAGAGCCCGGCUCGUACGUUGGUCUGUCCGGUAUCGACAAUGCGUUCUACACGAUGCAGGCCGGCAAUGAGCUCACGUACGCGAAUGUGAUCACGAAGAUGCUCUCGUUCGAUGAGCACACGAAUGGAACGCACAAGAAGACGUGGAUGUCGCACGACGGUGAUCCGGAUGAGCUCGUUUACUAUCCCGCGUCCUCGUUCGGUAUCGAUGCGAACCGGACAUUCGAUUACGCUGGGUUGGUUGUGUUCACGGACGGUGUUAUACCGAUGCGACCCUCCAUCUGUGAUCAGGCACUCAACUAUAGCGAAUGCUUGAAUGGACGUUGCUACCGUACGGACAAACGGUGCGAUGGUUACAUGGACUGUGAGGAUGGUACCGACGAGGCUGGCUGUAGCAUACGGAACGAAACCUUGCUGGCCGAGUUCCGCAAGUUCCGCUUCAACCGUAUCCUGCGCCAUUAUCAGAAUGUGUGGCUGUGGAAGGACGUGAACAUUGGACCGCACGGUCGAUACAUCUUCAAUCUGGAAGUGCCCCAAGUGCCGGCACUAUGGACCGUUUCGGCGUUCGGUAUAAGCGGGGUACGUGGGUACGGAAUGGUGCGCAAGCCCAUCGAAUAUGUUGGCAUACAACCGUUCUUCAUUAACGUGGAAAUGCCAACCGCGUGUCAUCAGGGCGAACAAGUGGGUAUCCGUGUGGCGGUGUUUAACUACCAGACGGUGGAUAUUGAGGCGACAGUCGUGCUGCAUAGCUCACCGGAUUAUCAGUUCGUGCACGUGGAAGAGGACGGUAUCGUACGAUCGUACAAUCCGCGUACCUCCUACGGAGAGCAUCAGUUCUACAUCUAUCUAAACGCGCAGGACUCAACGAACGUGUACCUUCCGAUUGUACCGACUCGCCUCGGUGAAAUCCAAGUAACGAUCCAUGCUUCAACACUGCUCGGCGCUCAUCAGAUCAGUCGCAAGAUAAAGGUGGAAGCAGAUGGUUUGCCACAGUACCGGCAUCAGUCCAUCCUGUUGGAUCUGCGGAACCGCGCUUACCUGGUACAGUUCAUGCACGUCAAUGUCACCGAAACUCCGAUCAUUCCAUACGAAAUCGAUCGUUACUAUGUGUUCGGUUCGAACCGGGCCCGCAUCUCCGUGGUGGGCGAUGUGGUCGGUGCCAUUUUUCCCACGAUGCCCAUCAACACCACCUCCCUGCUGGAGCUGCCGAUGGAUGCGGCCGAACAGAACAUGUUCAGCUUCGCAGCCAACUUCUACACCAUCAAAUACAUGCGUGCCAGUACACUGCGUGACAAAAAGACCGAACGGCAAGCGUUCCACUUUAUGAACACGCUGUACCAACGGCAGCUGAGCUACCUGAUGGAGGAUGGCGGUUUCUCGUUGUUCCGUGCCGAUUGGAACCAAUCUGCACCGUCCGUUUGGUUGACGGCAUACUGUGCGCAGGUGUUUGGCGAGAUGGCCGGUCUGUACGAGUACGAAAAUUUCAUCUUCGUCGAUCCGUACAUGAUACAGAAGAACAUGCAUUGGCUGUUGCGCCACCAAAAGGAGGACGGUUCGUUCUGGGAGGAGACGUGGCUGCCCGACCGUAAGGCGAACCAUUCUGGCUUCUUUUCGCGCAACGAUGUCGUACGCGAGAAGAACAUUACGCUAACGGCGCACGUGCUCAUUACGCUAACGACGGUUAAUUUACCUGCUGGUAGAUUGGCGGCACGGGUUGCUUUAGCACAGCAAAGAGCGUUACAAUACCUACAGCGCAAUUUGGCCACUAUAAAAGAUUCCGGAUCGACGUAUGAAGUGGCAAUCGUGGCGUAUGCGCUUAUGGUAGCAAAGGCACCGAAAGCGGAGGCCGCAUUCACGAUGCUCUCUACCAAGAUGCGAUCAAUCGGCGAAUUUAAUUAUUGGGGUAAUGAGGAGGUACCGCUACCACCUACCAAAUUGGAAAACCAGCGUUACUUCUCUUUGCCACGUUUGCCGUACAAGUACGACUCGCUUAACAUCCAGACGACCGCCUAUGCUUUGCUGACGUACGUAUCGCGCCAAGAGCUGCAUGUCGAUCCAAUCGUGGCUUGGCUUAACGCGCAGCGUUUGACGGACGGUGGAUGGGCUUCGAGCCAAGACACUGGGCUCGCCAUGAAAGCCUUGACGGAGUACAGUACACGUAACCGUGUAUCGAACGUAACGCAACUAGCGAUCAAGGUGGAAGCAACAUCGCUGCCUGGUGAAACGAAGCAACUCUACAUCACACGGAAGAGUUUGGCUCAGCAACAGUUUUUGGAUGUACCAAACGCUUGGGGUACGGUACGGGUGGAAGCAACCGGUGUCGGUUAUGCCAUCCUACAGAUGCACGUCCAGUACUCGGUGGAUACGUACAAGUUCCAAACGCAACCACCCGUCCCGGCAUUCGAUCUGACCACACGUACGAUCUUCCACGGCAGGAAUCAGUCCCACAUUAGCUACGUUAUCUGUCAACGAUGGACCUACACGGAAGAAUCGAUCCGUUCGGGUAUGGCGGUACUGGAUGUGGCCGUCCCGACCGGAUACAUGAUUCAGCAGCAGAAGCUUGAUUCGUACAUUCUUAGUCAGCGUGUUCGUAAUCUACAGCGCGCUCGCUUCCAGGAACGCAAGGUGCUCUUCUAUUUCGACUAUCUGGACAACGAUUACGUUUGUGUGAACUUUACGCUGGAAAGAUGGAUGCCGGUAGCUAACAUGUCGCGCUACUUACCGAUCCGAAUUUACGACUACUACGCUCCAGAACGGUUCAAUGAGACAAUCUUUGAUUCGCUGCAAACAUAUCUGCUCAACAUAUGCGAGGUCUGUGGUAGUUCCCAAUGUCCGUACUGUUCGAUCUACAAUCUUGCCGUCCGUUUUCCGGGUUCGAUCAUUCUGAUGCUACUGACCGGAAUGGUGCUCGUUGCUCGCCACUACCGAAUAGUGAAUCCAAACGGGUGGAUUUUUCUAAACGAUUAAUCCACUUGCACAUCCAAUCCAUUAUUUCCUUCUUUUUUGUCUUAGUGUAGCGGUAUUUGAUUACCCAACCGGAACAACUACUUUUAUAAAGCAAAAAGGCGCACCACAUUCGAAUCGUUUUCACCCGUUUUUCUUUCUUAAAAGAGGGGAGGCAAUAUAAUUUAUAAGAAGCGGAAGAAAUGGAGUUGAAAUGGUAUGUUCUAAAUCAUACAGAAAAAGAAUAGACGCCAUCGAAUAGGUGCGAAAAUGAGUGUAAAUAUAAAAAAAGGAACUUGCUUCAGCGUUUUAAAGUAUUCCAUCAGAAGAAGAUUCACCAAUAACAGUAGUAAUAAUGAAAGGGAACUGCGCAAAAGGGAGAGGUUUAGAACAACUUCUCUUGCAUCCGUUUUCAUCCUUAUAUCAACAUUGUUGCGUCCGUUUUUUUUUAUAGUUGUAGCAAUCUUUUCUAAGAUAUCGAUAAGGCUUAACUCUUAAAUCACCACCAUCACAUGUGCGCCAUCCAACAAAUGUGAAGCUGAUGAGUGAGAAAACUCUAGAAGACGAAGGAGGUUUUUAUCGGCUGCCUCCAUGAAGGACAACGUUUUAAAGAAUGAAGUGUGUAGAAUGCAGUUUUUUGUUUUCUUUUCUUUAUAUCCCUUCUGGAAUGCUAAACAAAACAAGCAAUUUGCAACAAAGACUAGAAUGUAAGCGUCAUGUGUGUAAAGAAGUAAAAUCGAAGAAGCUAAGGAAAGGAAUAUAAAAACACAUACAAUUGAAGCUUCCUUUUUACGCUAUAGAACCAUUCUUAUUUGCCUUUGAAUCUCGUUUCGUUUUACAUAAAUUUAAGAACACAACUUAAGAAACACGGGGACACAGGAUAUCCGUCCUCCGUCCGUUUCUUCAAAGCAAGGCCGUCCAUUUUGAAUCUGGUCAAUUUUUAUAUCAUUUCGCGGUGUUCUCUUUUUUUAAUUUACUUAUUUUAGUAUUUUUUUUCUUCGUAUGAGCUUUUAUAUUUACAUGAAAUGCGUUUAAUAUAGCGAGAAACAUAGGAAAGUGAGAGAGAAAUGGUUUGUUCGUGCUAUAGUAAAAGAAUUUUGUUACUAAAAGAAUGAAUUUUGUAUUAUGUAUGGCUUGAUGCAGGAGGGAACUGAGAAGAGGUAAAAUAGUGCAAGGUUUUCUUUUCGAAGGUGAACUAAAUGAUGAUACAAAUUGUUAAGGUGCCUUAGCUAGCGUCGCGUCGUAUUUACUUACACAACCAACGGACCUCCUCUCGGUAGUAAUACAAUACAAACAGAAU
Molecule: messenger RNA, 6721 nt
Organism: Anopheles moucheti
Lineage: Eukaryota; Metazoa; Arthropoda; Insecta; Diptera; Culicidae
Gene: Mcr
Product: CD109 antigen
Exons: 8
Coding region: 1-5445 (1814 amino acids)
Cellular component (GO): extracellular region
Molecular function (GO): protein binding; endopeptidase inhibitor activity
Source: RefSeq, a predicted model, not a curated record